AUGCCACCACCACCAACAGCACUCAAGAAGAAAACGGGUACAAAAAAUCCGCCCAUCUUCAGUCAAGAAUAUCUCAUUCAAAAUCACGGUGACAUUGCCUGUGGUAUCUUGAUGAUAGUUGCCCUAGGCACGGUAGUGCAUGCAACAUCGCCUUACUGUAUGGCAUUCUUUGGUCCGCGCCAUAACGUCACAACAUUGGAAUCGUUAAAUUCUUCACCAGCACCACUCUUUAAUUACGGUUAUAAAGACCUAGCUAUGCUCUUCUCUUAUACACUCAUCUGUAUCACAGCCCAUGCUAUCUGGCAAGAGUAUGUCCUGGAUAAAUUAUAUAAGAAAUUACAUUUGUCAAAAUCGAAGAAUGCGAAGUUUUUCGAAUCGGGUCAAUUGAUUCUCUUCUAUGUCAUCAGUGUUCUUUGGGGAAUGAUGCUAUUCAAUGAAGAAGCUUACUUUAAAUCUGGUCUAGAAUAUCUCUGGCGUGACUAUCCUUACACAGGCAUGACAACAUGGACAAAGCUUUAUUUUAUCGUUCAAUUGUCCUACUGGUUACAUAACUUUCCUGAACUAUACUUACAAAAAGUUCGCAAAGAAGAUAUUCCUGCUCGCAUUGUGUACACAAGUCUCUAUUUAAUCACAAUUCUCUACGCUUAUUUGACACGUUUCUGGCGUAUCUCGCUGGUUUUACUCACAAUUCAUUAUACAAUCGAAAUCUUCUAUCAUGCUUCGCGUCUCGCUCAUUUCUACGCGACAACUAAAACCGGUCCGACACCAGCUAGAUCAAUCUCCACUUAUCUAUUCAAAACUUGGAAUGUUAUCUUCGUUAUCGGUCGUCUUGCGUCAGUUGUUUUAGCCUGGUUAACAUUUUGGUUCGGUUUAAAAACCACCUCGAUCAACAAAAUUACAUUUACAACAGCUCCGGUGACAAAUUCAAACGAUAACAAUGGAACAAUCAAUGAGUCGGUCAUUAUCUCAAACUUCAACACACCAACUGUUCGUCUAUUUACACUUGUUGCUACCGGUGUUCUACAAUUCUGGCUUGUUUGGAAUUUUAUUCAAUUUCAUAUGCGUCGUCGUCGUGAACAACGUAGUGCACGUCCAACAACAAUGACUUCACCAAAAGUCUCUAAUAAACUCAAACAAAAACAACAAGGUCUAACAAAUGGUAAAUCGGACAACGACGAAACAGUCGAUCAACCUAUUUUUGCUACUAGCAGUCAUAGCAAUAAGAAGAGCAAUUAG
Molecule: messenger RNA, 1236 nt
Organism: Adineta ricciae
Lineage: Eukaryota; Metazoa; Rotifera; Eurotatoria; Adinetida; Adinetidae
Source: the annotation of a GenBank genome assembly